Messenger RNA from Nycticebus coucang (slow loris), 4520 nucleotides. It is a transcript of the gene ICMT, whose product is annotated as isoprenylcysteine carboxyl methyltransferase. NCBI's taxonomy places the organism in Eukaryota, Metazoa, Chordata, Mammalia, Primates, Lorisidae. The transcript has 5 exons. Gene Ontology annotation, biological process: C-terminal protein methylation. The coding region runs from base 84 to 938 and encodes 284 amino acids. The record is from RefSeq and is a predicted model, not a curated record. Gene Ontology annotation, molecular function: protein C-terminal S-isoprenylcysteine carboxyl O-methyltransferase activity. Gene Ontology annotation, cellular component: membrane; endoplasmic reticulum.
GUCGACAGUGCAGUGCGCAGGCGCGGCCGGCGGGUUUCCCUGGGCUACAGGCGGCGCGGCCCGCUGGUCCGCCGCCCUGCGUCAUGGCGGGCUGCGCGGCGCGGGCUCCGCCGGGCUCCGAGGCGCGCCUCAGCCUCGCCACCUUCCUGCUGGGCGCCUCGGUGUUGGCGCUGCCGCUGCUGACGCGCGCCGGCCUGCAGGGCCGCACCGGGCUGGCGCUGUACGUGGCGGGGCUCAACGCGCUGCUGCUGCUGCUGUACCGGCCGCCGCGCUACCAGAUAGCCAUCCGGGCUUGUUUCCUUGGCUUUGUGUUUGGCUGUGGUAUGCUGCUAAGUUUUAGCCAGUCUUCUUGGAAUCACUUUGGCUGGUACAUGUGCUCCCUAUCAUUGUUCCACUAUUCUGAAUACUUAGUGACAGCAGUCAACAAUCCCAAAAGUUUGUCCUUGGAUUCCUUUCUCCUGAAUCACAGUCUGGAGUAUACAGUAGCUGCUCUUUCUUCUUGGAUAGAGUUCACACUUGAAAAUAUUUUUUGUCCAGAACUGAAGCAGAUCACCUGGCUCAGCGUCACGGGGCUGCUGAUGGUGGUCUUUGGAGAAUGUCUGAGAAAAGCAGCCAUGUUUACAGCUGGCUCCAAUUUCAACCACGUGGUGCAGAAUGAAAAAUCAGAUACCCACACUCUGGUGACAAGUGGAGUAUAUGCUUGGUUCCGGCAUCCUUCUUAUGUUGGGUGGUUUUACUGGAGUAUUGGAACCCAGGUGAUGCUGUGUAACCCCGUCUGUGGUGUCGGCUACGCCCUCACAGUAUGGCGGUUCUUCCGAGAUCGGAUAGAAGAAGAAGAAAUCUCACUGAUUCACUUUUUUGGAGAGGAGUACCUGGAGUAUAAGAAGAGGGUGCCCACAGGCCUGCCUUUCAUCAAGGGAGUCAAGGUGGCGCUCUGACAGAUGGCAGGUGACUAUGGGACCUGUGACCCUGUGUAGCCCAGGACAAAACUGCUUCCAGUCAGCUACUGCAGAGUGCAUUUUCUUAACCAUUUUAUAUGUCACUAAUUAAACUCCUCUGGAAUAUUAUUGAAGACCAAAUGGUCAGAAGGCCUUAGGACCAAAGGACCCACCGGAACAAUCUAUUCUUGUGCUGAAUCCAGGCAGGACAUAGAUGAAAGAUGAGUAAGAAGCAAAUCACAGCAAUAGUCAACAGAGCCCUGGUGACAACCAAGGCCACGCUCCGCUGCCCCACAAGGCCAGAGUGUGUGUAAGAUACUACCAGGACUCCUGGGGAGAGGGGGCUCUGCUUCCAGUAACGCCUCGCCAGCGGAGACGGGUAGAGGGCAUCGCUGCUUGUUAGCGCUAAAGACACACCUGCAACCUUUCAUUUCACUGCAAAACACUAACCGCGCUUUAACCCUCUUUAUUUCUGUCCUCAGUGCAUGAACAUCUAUACAGUUUUAAAGAUACUUCCGUAUGUGAUGCUUUGGCACUAAAUCUAUUUAAUUGCAUUUACAUAUGUAUUGUUUAUAAGUAGCAGUACGCAUUUAACGGGGGCUCAUUUGGUUUUUCUAGCUCCAGCUUUUAUUUGGGAGCAAGUAAGCAUGGAUAGACACCUCCAGACAGUCUGGCCAAGCAUGGCUUUGUGUGACCACAGCAACCCAGGCCAAGGGGACUGUAGGCCCAUGUGGGUUUUCCUGGGGCCCUUGGCUCCACCUGUUUUUGUCAUGUCAUCAGUGAUAGGGGAGUCAAUAAGUGUCGUUUUCCCCUGAUCCAAGAUGUGCUUACUGAAUGCCUGCUCUGUGCAAAGCAUUGUUAACAUUGAGAAAUACUGCUGUCCGUUUAUUUGGGAUUUUAUUUUCAUUUCACCAUAGCUUAUAUUUUUAUGUUUCAAUGUAAAUCUAUUAACUAUUGUUUUCUGUGUUCUGUUCUCAGAAUUACAUUGUCCCUAAUAUUAUUUCAAACUUUUUUUUGUUGUUGUUGCAGUUUGGCUGGGGCCGGGUUUGAACCCACCACCCUCGGUAUAUGGGGCCGGCGCCCUGCUCACUGAGCCAUAGGCGCCGCCAUAUUUUAAACUUUUUUAAUGGGGUUGAGCUUACACAACUGCAGAGCCAGGCAAAUAACUCCGAAACUAGUCUUAAAUAGAGCAAAUAAUCCCAACGAGAUUCAGUCAGUCUUUUUGUUUUGAAGAGAGUAGUUGACUUUAGGAGUCAAACAUAGGAGCUUUAAGCAAUGAGACCCUUGUUUAAUUCUGGACUAGACAGGAACUUGGCCUCAGUGUGAGAUCCUCUCUUGCAGCUUUGCGGUGGCACUAACGAAGCGUGAAUGUGAAGGCAGUGUCAGCACAUAUCCAGAACACUGCUCUGCCACCCCGCCACACGGCUUAUGAGGAGCCACUAAACCUUAAUGUGCCUAGACCUCCCCAUCCGUACAAUGGGGUUGAUACCACCUACCUCACAGGGGUGUUGUGAGGACAUCUUUAAUGCUCAGAUGAGAGAGAUGUGAAAUCUAUACAAUAUAAAACCUAACAAAAAUGGACAGACAUUUGGUUAACUGUGCCAGAUCCCUAAAAUGUAUGUUUAGAAAGAGAGCAUUCUCCCAAUUCAGAUGUGAGACUGACGUAUGGAUUUCAUGGCUUAAUUAAUUUUUUUGUUGUUAUAUAUACCAAAGAGGUUUACGGGUUUGUUGAUGGCUGAUGUGACACUUGUCCAUUUGAGAACCAGACAGACUUGUCUGGCAGCCCCCCACCCCCACCCCCCCGAUCAUCUGGCCAUGGGGCCCUGGCCAAGGUGGUACCCCUGGCAGAGUAGAGUGUGCAGUCCUGGUGGGACUCUCCCUAUUCGGGCACUUGGGCUGAGUCAGCUUUGAGCUUGUUCUCCAGACCACGUGGCACAGUAAACUCCACCGCCUAGGACUGCAGACUGGAGAAGAUGUAGUUGAGCUGGCAGCCUGCCCUAGCUCUUUUUCGCUCAUCUAAGCUCAUCUAUUCGGCCUAGCCUCUAUUCCCAGCAGGGGCUAUGAAGUUGUCUUUUGUGUAUGUGCGGGGGGGACAGGGUCUUGCUCUGUUGCUGGGACUGGAGUGCACUGGUAUCAUCACAGCUGGCUUCAUCCUCAAACUCCUGGGCUCAAGAGGUCAUCCUCCCUCAGCUUCAUGAGUAGGUGGGACUGUGGGCAUGUGGUGACUAAUUUUUUUAUUUUUAUAGAGACAGGGUCUCGCUAUUGCCCAGGCUGGUCUCAAACUCCUGGACUCAAGUGAUCCUCCCACCUCAGCCUCCCAAAGUGCUGGAUUUGCAGGUGUGAGCCACUCUGCCUGGCCAAGUUAUCUUUUUGGUGGGUAGAGAGCAGCUAGUGGUGUCCCCGGGCCUUGUGGAUGGUAAGAGGGCAUUGUCAUUUGAUGUCAUCCUUUACCUGCCAGAGGCCAGAAGGCUUACCUUUGUGCCAGGCCCACCACCUGGAAGGAAUUUGGGCCUUGGGUUUCCCACUUAAAUGCUGCCUCACACUGGGUGGUGAGGGAGAACUUGACAUUGUGUUCUGCUCUGCUUUAAAGAGUAAUUCUGGGGUGGGGGUGGUAGGAGAACAUUCCUACCCUUCUUAUGAUUCCAGGGCAGAAGUCAGCAAUUACUUAGGGAUAAAAGAUGAACUACUUAAGGGCAGGAUUUGGUAGGUGAUUGACUUCCCUUUAGUACCAUGAUCUUGAGAUUAUUUUUAACUUUAUAAAUUUAGCAGUGUUGGGGCCCACGGCAGAGAAUCAGGUUAAUGAAGUAAAGGCUUUUUGGGUGUUUGCUGCAAAGGCCACAUUGCCAAUUUCCUUAACUUAAGAAACUGUCAAGAGAUUUCUUUUUCCAUUGCAGGUUUUAAAGUGGAGAUUCUUAAAUGGAAAAUGGGUACUGCAUAGAACAAAGCUACUUUGAAACAGCAUAAAAUAAAACCUUUCCUGAGUACUUGCAGGUGGCCGUGGCUGAGAGUGGCAGUUUAUAGAAGAGGCAGUGGGGUGAGCCUCUUAGCAGGACAGUGAGCAAAAGACAGCGUACCUCUUGUCCCUUAGUUGGCAUGAACUGCAUCAUGAGCCUAAAAAGUCAUUAAUCCCUUCCAUUCAUUUACCAGUCUAGGGGGUUGAUAUGACAGGGAAAAAUGUUCCCAAACCAGUAAGUUGUAUUAGCUGGUCAGGUCCCAUGAGGUCUUGACACUGGCUCACUGGUGGUCAUCCCCAUCAUGGGCACAGCACACUGCUGUUCCUUCUCUCCACUUUUUUGCUGCCUUAGGUAGUUGUAAUCACCCACCGCAGUUUGCUUUUGUAGUGGUCUGGCAAGGUUAGAAGACCUCAACCUCUCUGUUGUGGUGGGAGGCGCGUACAGAAGACCCGGCCACCCUAAGCGGAGGCUGCCCAUCCCAUCGCAAGGAGAGUAACUUAACAGAGUAAUUAUUCUACUCUUUUACAUACAGAAAUGUUUAUUUAAAUAUUUUAAAUUGGAUUUUCUUUCACAGAUACUGACUAUUCUUUCCAAUUCUUAAAUAAAUAAAACUGUAUCUGAUUUCACU